AUGAACAACUUAGAUUAUUUCAAACAAGAACAGGAAGAAGUUACUUGUUGGUCCUCCUCUUCACCUUCGGAGGCAUCUAUUCCACAUUCUCCUUCUGACCCCGACUUUAACGUUUAUCACGUGCCUAGAGGAUUUGACGUUGUCUUAGUUCCUAUGAAGUUUGAAGAACAAUCAGAAAUCAAUACUCAAAAUGCCAAUUCAUCUACUCCUCUUAACCAAUCAACGACAGAUGUUUCAAAUACCACUACCUUUUCAUCCACAACUAAACCUGCUGAUAAAAAUUAUAUUCCCCGACCUAAAAAUUGUUUCAUGGCAUAUCGUGAACAUAUAAAGGAAAAAUUUUUAGCCGAAAACCCUGGAAUGAACAAUAAAGUUGUAUCAGUACUUGCUGCUAACAUGUGGAAUAAUGAACCUGAAGAUAUUAAAGAAUACUGGAGAGAACGUGCAAAACAACUUAAGCAAGAACACAAAUUAAAAUAUCCCGAUUAUAAAUUCAAACCUCAAAAGAAAAAGCAAAACUUAAAAACUCCUGGUGGAACAAAAUCAACAACAAAAGUGAAUGGUCGUAAUAAGAAGACUACUACAGAUUCUAAAAUCAUUUUUGCUGAUGGUUACGGUUCAGAAUUAUUAGUUGAUAGUGAUGAUGGUAAACACAUUUAUGAUGGGAAACAUAUUUAUCCAAUGGGAUUGGAAGGUGGUGAAGAUCAAGAGGAAAUUUAUUUAACACAUAUACAAAAGAAAGCACUUUUUGGUCAUUAUCGAGCUUCAUCUGUAGAUUCUGUUAGUUCUUGGACAAGUGAUUCCUCAACAUCUACUCCAUUACUUUCACCUUUUGUCGGAUCACCUGCUUCAUUUUCUCCUCCUCAUUUAGGAAGAUCAUCCGCAUUACGAUAUGAAGCUGGUCAUACUCCCAAUACCGAAAAUCCUCAAGGCAAUUUGAUGUUAUCUACUCAUAAUAAUAAUUUGUCUUCUUCUUCACCACAACAGCAACAAACAAUGUUUAACGAUGUAGAACAGUUGAAUCAUUUAUAUAAUAAUCAAUUGGAUAUUAAUGCUCGUGCAACUUUACCUGUUGAUGACGGAUUUGUUCUUGAUUCAUCAUCAUAUGAAUGUCCAUCAACAUCUCCUCCACCAUUCUUUAAUUGUUCCUCACCAUCAGGUGAAAUGUCAUCAACUGAUUAUGAAUUGAUGGCUAUGGGACAUUAUACUUCUUCACCAUUAGAAGAAGAGGAAGGAUUUUUCCGUGAUUAUGAUUCUGCUGAGCCUACUACUGCUUAUCAUCAAAAUGUAUUUAAUUCUUCAUUUGACCUUUCAGAAACAUCACCAUCACUUUCACAGCAUUAUGCGCUUGCUCUUGAAACUCCUCGACGAAAUUCUCAACAACUUUUGGCUGAUUUCCAACAUGGCCUUAAACAACAAGAAAUGAUGUUACAAGAAUUGUUAUAA
Diversispora eburnea is the source of this 1446-nucleotide messenger RNA. The record is from the annotation of a GenBank genome assembly. NCBI's taxonomy places the organism in Eukaryota, Fungi, Glomeromycota, Glomeromycetes, Diversisporales, Diversisporaceae.